Messenger RNA from Trichobilharzia regenti, 1083 nucleotides. Lineage: Eukaryota; Metazoa; Platyhelminthes; Trematoda; Strigeidida; Schistosomatidae. The record is from the annotation of a GenBank genome assembly.
ACUAUAUUCUAUAUGGCAGUCAAAGAAGGUCGAUGUCAGCUGGUGUAGAAAAUCGCAGAAGCAUGGAUUCAAUGAGUAAUGCAUUUACUGACACACUGGCCUUAUCAGAAACAGAUUUUCUGGUGUGCACAUUUUCAUCAAAUAUGUGUCGUCUGGCGUAUGAAUUAAUGCAGACCCGUCAUGAGAAACUGGGUGAUGCAUCACAACUGGUUAAAUCUCUCGAUAAUCUGCACCAUUCAGAGGAUUUCUCGAAAGUCAAAUUUGAGGUGCUGAUACCAGAUUUGAGAGCGGGACUGAACUAUGGCGAUUUGGUAAAUCUAUACAAAAAUCACUGGAACGGUUCCUCAUCCAACAUCCUCAUGUGGCGUAAUGAUGGCCGAAGUGGGGAUGGGCAACAGAAAUUAUCGAGUGUCAAGCAAAGGAAUUCAUUUGAUGUACCUGCAUAUAAAUUCAGACCUGAGUUGAAAAUAACCAAUUUCAGCUGGUUGUAGAAGGGAAAAUCACCUUCAGGUGUAACGCCUUACAACUGUAAUCUCUGUAAUAUUUCUACCUUGAUUUCUUAUAUACUGACUUACACAAUAUGCGUUUCUCUUAUCUUUCAAGUGGAUUUGUGUAUUUGUGCGAGAAUGACUGUCAUUAAGAAGAGUUUAGUGUCUUCUUGUGUUUGUGUGUAUUCAUUGUCAUGACGAGAAAUUCCAUAUGGUUUGGGAGAAAUUGUGAUUGAGAUGAGUGAACUAGGCAUACUUCUAUAAGCAUUAGUGUAUUUCAACAUGCAGAUAUUGCCUUCUUUGAUUACUUGUUAUCCCUGUACGAUGGCAUGUUCGAGUAGAACUUGAAAUGAUGACUUUUACGCAGACGGGUUAUUGUUGAGAUAUUUUAGUCGUAUUUGCUUCAGUUAUUUAUAUGCGGAUAGAUUGGGAGUUCACAUCUGCAUUCGUGAUGCUUUUUCUUACUGAAGUAUGAACAGGCAUGAAAGCGACUAUUGUUGGUCUUCAUCCUAUAGUGAGAUUGGAUAUUCAAUAGUACGGAAUAAAUAUCUGCAUAUGAUAGUGAAUAAAAAGUCAUGAUUCAUGAAUCAUUCGC